AUGGCGAGACCGCCGGUCUCGUCUGACAGGGUCGAGACCGCCGUCUCGUCCAACGAGACCGCCGUCUCGUUCUUCACAGAAAACGAGACCGGGGUCUGGGUGAACGAGACCGACGUCUCGUUCUUCGUAGGAAACGAGACCGGGGUCUGGGUGAACGAGACCGCCGUCUGGGUUUUCGUAGGCAACGAGACCGGGGUCUCGUUAGACGAGACGGCGGUCUCGCUUGCUACGCGAGACGAAACGGCGGUCUGGGUCAUCCAGAAGGCGGUCUCGUCCCUUCGAGGCGAGAAAACUUAUUUUUUGACCCGAAAAACCUUCCUAUCUUGGUACGGGAGCCUAAUAGUCUCUCCUAGUGGCUUGUUAGGCUUCAGCCGUCUUCAAAUAGGGGGUCUUCUGACUUUAUUUGGAGCCCGGGCAAGAUUUGGGGUCUACAGCUGCCCCCCCUUUACCCGUCCAGUCGACUGCUGGCCUUCUGUUGUCAGGAUGAUCGACUGGGGGGUAAAGGAGUUGACCCUCUUGCCCGGUUGCCUUUCGGAUGUCCCAUCUUGUGGCGGAUGA
Molecule: messenger RNA, 558 nt
Organism: Sphenostylis stenocarpa
Lineage: Eukaryota; Viridiplantae; Streptophyta; Magnoliopsida; Fabales; Fabaceae
Source: the annotation of a GenBank genome assembly